Hymenoscyphus albidus is the source of this 588-nucleotide messenger RNA. The record is from the annotation of a GenBank genome assembly. NCBI's taxonomy places the organism in Eukaryota, Fungi, Ascomycota, Leotiomycetes, Helotiales, Helotiaceae.
AUGGCGCACCCAUUCACACCUACCAGGGUGACAGGAAGAAAGUUUCCAGAUGGUAUCUUCUCUUUGAUACUGUGAGUUAUCGCAGCCAUCCGCAGAAAUACCAAUCGCAUUAACAAUCACGAAGGAAACUCGGCCUUCAAACAGCACACCCAAAGAACAAGAUCGCGAAAAAGAAAAACAAUGGGUAAGUCCUCAUUUCCUCCCCCAAACAAAGCGCGUCAACUGACUCGAUCUAGCAGCAGACACAAAAUCCAUCUUCCUCUCGUUGCCAGCAGAGAUCCACCGAGAGAUCCUCGAUCAUCUCGAGGAAAUACCAGCCGUGCUCCUAUCUCUCACCUGCAAGCAGAUGAGAGAAACAUACAAACUACAAUUUCCAACCAAGACGGUCGAUCUGACCGCACAGAUCAAUCUCGUUUGCGGCCACUGCCAAGAAGUGGCGCGCUACCGACUCCACGAGUUCCUCGUCGACUGGAUCCCCAGCGACGUCAAAUACGACGCGAAGAAGAAGCUGUAUGUCAGCAAGCUCUGGACCAAGAGAGCGCGACUACAGCUGGGAAGGUUAAAGGAGCGGGUCGUGGGGGAGUUUAA